AUGUUUUUUGGAAUAUUGAUAUUAAGAAAUGCAAGUAUAUUAAAUGUUCAAAAGCUUCAACAUUUAUAUAAAAUUAAUUAAUAUAAUGAGUUUUUAAUGCUUUUACAAUAAAAUAAGGUGAAAUUUGUAACACAUUGGAUUGAUAUUUAAAUUAUCCAGCAGAAGUAUCUUGUGUAAUUAGUUUUUAUAGUAAUAUGUGUGCAUAUGGCUGCAAUGAAAGUCUAUAACCAAAUUUGGAAUUUUAACCGAAGAAUUAGAAUUAGUGUUUGGAGGAAGAACAGAAUAUGUUCGUUUUUUAGGGAUUGAUAUCUUUCAUUUUUACUGUUUAACUAUCUUAUUCAGGGUCUUACUAAUUUGCAUAAUUCGCAACUUAUUUUGGAAUCGAAAUUGAUAAAAUAUUAUUGCAAGUUAAACAAUCAUCAGAAGUAGGUCCAACACAAGUUUAACAUAACAUAAUUAGUGACAUUUCUAACAUUAAGGAUUUAAUGGGUUGA
Molecule: messenger RNA, 494 nt
Organism: Paramecium sonneborni
Lineage: Eukaryota; Ciliophora; Oligohymenophorea; Peniculida; Parameciidae
Source: the annotation of a GenBank genome assembly